AUGCUGUCUUUGUUCCUGGUCCUCUCAUGCCUGGGCCAACUCAUCACUGCGGACCAGGACUCUGAAACGCCUCUUCUGCGGAUCAUAGUGCCACAGAAAAUCGAGAGCAACAUCAAGGAUGCCAAGGAGCCAGAAACACAUGUCAGUUACUUGGUCAGAAUUGAGGGCAAAGCGUACACGUUCCAUCUUGAAAAACAGUCAUUUUUGCAUCCACGUUUUCUGGCAUACUUGCAUACCAAGUUAGGAACAUUGCAACCACAUUCUUCUUUAAUGAAGGGCCAUUGCUUUUAUCAAGGACACGCUGCCGAGAUUCCAGCAUCCACUGUGACUCUCAGCACUUGCUCAGGUCUCAGGGGCUUGUUGCAGUUAGAGAACAUCACUUACGGAAUUGAGCCUCUCGAAUCUUCAGCUACGUUUGAACACAUGAUUUAUCAAGUAAAGAAUAAUAAAAUUGAUUAUUCACCCUUAAAAGAAAACGUAACUCCCCAGCAUGAGAGUCCAUCCUACCGAAUUCUUGUAAAAGCGGAGAAAGGUUCGAACAUGACACUGAUGAAGAGGACUCUGAAUGUGAAGAUCGUCAUGGAUAAAGCCAUGUUCGACCACAUGGGCUCUAAGAUGGGACUCGCCAUUCAGAAAGUUGUUCAUAUCUUUGGUCUCAUUAACACUAUGUUUUCCCAGCUGAAGAUGACUGUGAUGCUAACGUCCCUAGAGAUCUGGUCAGACGAAAAUAAGAUCGAAACAAAUGGGGAUGCCGAUGAAGUCCUGCAAAGGUUUCUGCUGUGGAAACAAAAGCAGCCACCAGAAAGCACCAGGGCUAUCACGUACUUACUCCUGUAUAAGGAUUAUCCUGAUUAUGUGGGAGCAACAUAUCACGGAAUGGUCUGCGACCCAAAGUUUACAGCAGGAAUCGCUCUGCACCCGAAGACAUUAACCGUGGAGGGCUUUGCCGCUGUUCUGUCCCAGCUGCUUGGGAUUAACCUGGGACUGACAUACGAUGACGUCUACAACUGCUUCUGUCCAGGAAGCACCUGCAUAAUGAAUCCUUCAGCAAUACGUUCCCAAGGCAUAAAGGUUUUUAGCAGUUGCAGUAUGGAUGGAUUCAAGCAGCUGGCUUCGCAGUCUGGACUAGACUGCCUUCGGGAUAAACCAGAGCUACAGGUUGUCGCAGGGCCCCAAACUCGAAAGUGUGGCAACCGUGUCUUGGAAGCGCCAGAGGAGUGUGACUGCGGCUCAGAAGAGGACUGUACUCAUAAAAAAUGCUGUAACCCUAAGGAUUGCACUCUGAUAAAUCCUGCGGAGUGUGGGACAGGAGCAUGCUGUGACAAAAGGACAUGCAAGUUAGCCGAAAGGGGGCGCCCAUGUAGGAAAAGUAAAGACCUGUGUGAUUUCCCUGAGUUCUGCAAUGGAUUCUCCGAAUACUGUGUUCCUGACACAAUGGCUGCUGACCUAGAGCCCUGCAACAACAAGACUGCCUAUUGCUUUGGUGGGAUCUGCCGCGACCUGGAUAGGCAGUGCAUGGAUUUAUUUGGGAAACAUGCUAAGGGUCCUAAUUAUUUGUGCAUGCAAGAAGUGAACAGUCAAAAUGACAAAUUUGGAAACUGCCACGGACGCUGUAAUUAUAGUGCUUUAUUUUGUGGGAAAGUGGCUUGUUACUGGAACCAUGAAGAAAUCGUGCCAACACAAAAAUAUGAUCUCCAGUAUACUUACAUUGGGGGCCAAGUGUGCAUAUCCGCACACUCAAGACAUUCUGGGCCUGACGACACCUACGUCUUUGAUGGCACCAUUUGUGGUGGUGGCAAGGCUUGCAUCAAAGGGCAAUGCUUGCGUGUGCAUGCCUACAGAGGAGAAUUGAAGUGUGACUCAGAGGUGAAGUGCCAAGGACAAGGGGUUUGCAACAAUCUAAACAACUGCCAUUGCGAAGCUGGCUUUUCACCUCCAGAGUGUGACAUGACACCUUCAUCUCCGGGAGGGAGCUUAGAUGAUGGAUUUUGGCUGCCCAUGGAUAAGAGCACACCUUUGAUUGUCAAGCGGCGUGAUGGCCGAUAUAAGAAGGGACUUUUGAUCAGUUUCUAUGUUUUCCUACCUUUCCUCAUCAUGUUUGCCAUCAUGGUUGUUAGGCAGAACAUCUCAAAGGGAUUCUGGCACAAGGAAGAGGCUGUAAUUGGAGGAUCGAUUUCUGAAGGCAGCAACCAGUCAUAG
Molecule: messenger RNA, 2199 nt
Organism: Chionomys nivalis (European snow vole)
Lineage: Eukaryota; Metazoa; Chordata; Mammalia; Rodentia; Cricetidae
Product: A disintegrin and metallopeptidase domain 3-like
Exons: 20
Coding region: 1-2199 (732 amino acids)
Biological process (GO): cell adhesion; proteolysis; binding of sperm to zona pellucida
Cellular component (GO): plasma membrane
Molecular function (GO): metalloendopeptidase activity
Source: RefSeq, a predicted model, not a curated record